AACUGAAACCCGGUGGCAGUUGACAUAAAAUAGCCUAUUAUAUGAAAAGAUACAAGUCUGGUUGCCACGAAUACUGAAGAGUUGGCGAGUUACUUUGGCAAAGGAAGUCCGUUCUAGUUUAUUUACUGUUAAACUAAAUGUAUUUUUACAAAUACACUGCGUUCGUGGCAAGCGGAUAAGCAAGAUUAUAAAGAAGACCAUUUAAUCGCGAUAUGAAAAUUUCACUUGAUGAAAAAACGGAUUUAAAGUCAGCAAUGCAGAAAUCUGCGUCUCAAUCAAGCAUGGGAUAUAAGAAAGCAUACAUGGCAAAGCCAAGUGUCUUGCAACAGAUGUACUUAUUUAUAAAGUGGAAAACGGGAAUUUUUGUCAUGAUAUCGCUCAUUCUUAUUGUAUGCUUUAUGAAACUCUUCUUGUUUUCCUACACAACUCAACCUAUCUUGUUAAACCCUGGGACUUCUCAUAAAUUCUAUGGAAUAAUGAUUGAUGCGGGUAGUACUGGAUCAAGGGUACAUGUUUAUGAAUUUGAAAAACUGUCAGGUUCCAGCACGCCUGUUCUGCUGGAUGAAUUAUUUGAGCAGACCAAACCUGGUUUAUCUUCAUAUGCUGAGGAUCCAAAAGCAGGAGCUGCAAGUAUAGAAAAGUUGCUUGUUAUUGCUAAGAACAGGAUACCUCAAAAUGCGUGGAGCAGUACACCCCUUGCCCUGAAAGCCACAGCAGGUUUACGAAUGCUUCCAACAGAACAAGCAGAGAAUUUGUUAAACGAAGUGAGAGUACUGUUUAAUCGGUUUCCAUUUGUUCUUCCUAAAAAUCCAGUAAUGAUUAUGGAUGGAGCAGAUGAAGGCAUAUAUGGAUGGAUAACAGUUAACUAUCUGCUUGACACUUUGGGUGGAUCUGGUGGACAAUUUACUGAAGGGGCCAUCGACUUGGGAGGUGGUUCUAUGCAAAUUACAUUUGCUCCUCACCACAAGUCAACAGCAGAUAUUGCGCAAACGUCUGACUUGAAAGAUGUUUCAGUUUUUGGAAAUAAAAUGAAGAUAUUUGUUCAUAGUUACCUUGGCAUUGGUCUUAUGUCAGCAAGGGAAGCCGCCAUGAAUGGCCCAAAACCACAAGAACUUGUUACUGUUACCACUGCGUGUAUGCCACAGUCAUUCAAACAUUCUUGGAAAAAUGGACCAACUGAGUACUCAAUAUCAGGGGCGACCGGGAUUGACAACACUCGUUAUGAACUGUGUAGAAAAUCCGCACGAAAUGCAGUAAAAGGGAAAAUGCAAAACGCUGAGGUGUUGGCAGAGAUCAGGCAUCAACCAUUCUAUGUAUUUUCCUAUUUCUUUGAUCGAGCGGCUCAAAUGAAAAUAAUUGAUGAGCACAAAGGUGGAGAAAUGACGGUCCAAUCUUUCAUCGAUGCAGCAACAAAAACUUGUAAAGAUGACGCAUUUAACUCUGAAGAACCUUUCCUUUGCAUGGAUUUAUGCUUACUGGCUUCAUUUCUUGAAGAUGGUUUUGGAUUUGCAUCAGACACCAAACUCACUUCGAAGAAAACAAUUGGGGGAAAAGAAACUUCUUGGACGCUGGGUGCCACGUUCUAUUUAAUUGAUGAAACAAGUUGAAAAUGUUACUUUAUUUACUCAGGAAUAUUAUGAAAAUGUUCUCAGUAGUCAGUACUAGGAUGAUAUAUUUAAGAAGUCUUCAUUUUUGGUUUGUUUUACGAAUGAGGAUGAAAUUUUAAGUGUUUUAACGACAUUUAAGGUAGUCGUAAUUUAUAGUGUUCAUACCAACAAUUAUGCCGCUUGUAUGCUUUGCACUUUCUCAAUUAUUAGCAGUCUAGUGCCUAUGUUAACCUAAAUGUGGUAUUCGUAGACAGAUGCCCGAUGUAUUAAGUUUUUGCAAGACUGUUUAAUGCUUUAUAAUCAAAACUUUAAAAUGAUCCAUGCUCACUGCAGGGCCAAGGGUGCUAUAAUGCCAACAACGAUCGUUCAAAUCAACUUCCCGUCCAACUAAAGUUACACAAGCCGUACAGAUUUUUACAACUUCUUAACAUAUAGUUUUCUAUACUGUCUCUUGUUUAACUUAUUCGAGAUAAACAUAAACAAAAUUUUCUUUUAUGUUUUUA
Ciona intestinalis (vase tunicate) is the source of this 2110-nucleotide messenger RNA. RefSeq names its product ectonucleoside triphosphate diphosphohydrolase 5. The record is from RefSeq and is a predicted model, not a curated record. NCBI's taxonomy places the organism in Eukaryota, Metazoa, Chordata, Ascidiacea, Phlebobranchia, Cionidae. Gene Ontology annotation, molecular function: hydrolase activity.